GAUCUCAUUAUAGAUGGUUGUGAGCUACCAUGCGGUUGCUGGGAAGAGGGAGUGAGUGAGAGAGGUGAGAGAGAGAGAGAGAGAGAGAGAGAGAGAGAGAGAGAGAGAGAGAGAGAAGGAAGGAAGGAAGGAAGGAAGGAAGGAAGGAAGGAAGGAAGGAAGAGUGGUUGUGGUCAUGGUAUCUCUUUACAGCAACAGAAACUCUAAGAUAGAAGUUGGUACCAGGGACUGGAGUAUAGCUGUGAUAGGCCAGACCAUGCUUUUGUUUGGAGGAAUGUAGACUUUGGUACUCUGGGUUAGAAAAGCAGUGGAAUGUUUUAAGUACUGCUUAAUGGGUCAUACUAGUAGGAGCAUGGAAGACAGUGGUGCUGAGCAUUAUGAGGUAAAGAGUUUUGCAUUAAUUCCAUUGGCAGAGGAAAUCUCAAAAUAGCCCAGUAUAGCCUCUGUCUUACGGUUAUUAGUGUUAAUUCUGAUGAAGAUUUAUAAUGAAAAGGUGCAAGCUGAGCAGGGAAAUUACAAAAUGUAAAUUUUAAGGAGAAAAAGAACACUGGGAAGUGGACUGGAGAUAAGUCCUGUGUUCAAUGAGAUAAAUGGAUUAAGAAAUGGAAUAAGAGCCUGAGGGCGGGGCUGCCGGGCAGCGUGGGGCGGCGUGGCGCAGCGCACUUAGCUGGCUUUGCAGCGGGUGAGCCGGUGAGCCAGGCCGAUGGCGGUGACUACAGCCCUGUCUGCUGCAGCGGCGGCUGCGGCUCUAUCAGGCCUGGCAAUGCGACUGUCGCGUUGGGCGGCGACACGCGGCUCCUACAGCGCCUUCUGCAAGGGGCUCACGCGCACGCUGCUCACCUUCUUCGACCUGGCCUGGCGGCUGCGCGUGAACUUCCCUUACUUCUACAUGGUGGCCUCGGUGAUGCUCAAUGUCCGCCUGCAGGUGCGGAUCGAGUGAGCCGUCGCCCGGCACCACGGCGGCCCCUCGGGCGGAGAGCGCCAUCCGCGCCACCCGCGCCAGACGGCCGCCGGGAAGGACCGUGGGGCCCCGCAGUGCCCAGAGACCGCGGCGGGGGGCGCAGGCGGGACGGCCCGGACCCCUCCAUCUUAGGUCUCCUCCGCGGAGGGCCCCAGGUACCAUAUCCCAUACCGCAAAAAACCUUCACAGCCGAGUCCUUUUCCACUGCAUCCAGAGAAUCACCAGAGUCUGGCAAACCUGUUGCCUCCCAUUGGCCAGAAAGGGGGAACACUCGAAAGAGGGGAUGCUACCGCAGGAUUUACCAGGCCCUGUGCAGGAAGGCUCCCUGCAGCACCUGCGAUCACACUCUCCAGACCCAGAAGCCCAUCCACCAGCCAUGAGCAGCCUGGCAGCUGUGUACCACAGGAUCUGGGGAAGUGGUCUUGCUCUUCUAGGUGAUGGCUCACCACUUCUGAGAUCAUUUCAAGAUGGAUCCCUACAUAGAGAUGUCUGCUGCUGUUCCUGUAGCAGCCCGGGGAGCAGCCGAGUGAAGAGCCUACCUAGAAGAGGAAAGGCCCUUCUGGUAGAGGCCUAGAGGGGUGGCGUGGCUCGGGUCUUCUGGCCCUUCCAUAGAAAAGAUACCAGUGUACCUUGGGCACUGAUAUCUCCUAGCAACACUGUGAGGGAGAGGUAUUCUCCCACCUCAGGAACUCAGCGGGGCUCAAUGCAAGGCGUGGGAUUUGCCCUUGUUACACAGAAUAGUGGGGAGCUUGGCCUGCCCUGGACCUCCAUUCCCCCACCUCCUCUGCAGUCUUCUUUGUGACCUGGCAGGACAUUGGGGUUGGGAGGGAGUAGAGAGCUGCCAGGGGACCUAGGGAGAAAGAGAGACCAUGGGGUAGGGAAGCUGGGCAUCUUCCUUUCCUGGGAGUGGUCUAGAAGACAGGCCAGUAGUUGAGUUCAUGAACAGAGAGGAAGGUUCGAGAACUUCCUGAAAUGUCUAGUCCUCCCUGCCUCUCUGGUGCUUGACCAAGGGCUCCUGAGCAGUUGUGUGCUAGUGGACUGCAGAUGUGGUUCAUGGGAGGCUGAGGAACUACGGGCUGAAACCCAUGGUUUGUAUGGCCCUGUUUUUGUUCCCAGGCUUGCAGCCCCAUCCCUAGCAUCACAUGGGAAAAAUCUCCUCCAGAUAGGUGGAGGACAGUCUGUCCAGGAGGCCCUGCAUAGGCUAGAGUCUCCAAAUGCCCAAGGACAGCCCAAGGGAUACUUUUACUACUUAACCAACAUUCCCCCAGCUUUUCUGAUGCUGGUAUCUCAAGGUCCGUGCAUUCCAUUCCUGAUGCAGAAACCUUCAGCAUGCCAGCCAGCCCCAGGGACAGAGUGACCCAUCUGCCUACUUGGAGUCAGAGACCCAAAUGGAGAUCUGUCUCAGCUGAAGGACACAAGCUGAAAGGUGGCUGCUACAUGUUCUCCGCUCUUUGCCAUAGCCCAGGACCCGAUGGUUUCCUUCUGCCAAGUCUUGCUGAGUAGUCUGUAUAUGUAUGUUUGAAUGCAUGUGUGCACGCCUGUGUGUAAACAUGUGUGAUGGAGAUGGAGCUGUUGGGUAGCGACAAGAGCUCCUGGGAAUCUCCUGUUUUCUGUGUACAGGAGGGAUCAUGGACUACUUGGAGAAAUGGGUAUGGAGUCUGAGGCCCUGCCAGGGAAGCCCCUCCCUGCUCAUGCUCAGGCAUGGACUAUGGUGUGAGGUCAGAGGCACUGGCAUUGGACUGGAUUCUGGGCCCAGUGGCGUCAGUCAGGAGACGGGGAUAGAAGGAGGACUCAGCUUUGUGUUCCUGUCCCAUUCUGGCCCUGAGUAGUCUGAGCUUCUGCGUCCCCCCCCUCCCCCUGGGCUCCUUUUGUUCCUCCAUGAUGCCCUCGCUGUGUGAUGGGGUGGUGAUGCACUUUAUUUCCUUGCAGUCUGCAUUGCAGGCUGCGGAGCUUCGAUCAUUUUGGAGACUUGACCUGGA
Peromyscus californicus insignis is the source of this 2940-nucleotide messenger RNA. RefSeq names its product small integral membrane protein 10-like protein 2A. The transcript has a single exon. The record is from RefSeq and is a predicted model, not a curated record. Lineage: Eukaryota; Metazoa; Chordata; Mammalia; Rodentia; Cricetidae. Bases 704 to 940 code for a protein of 78 amino acids.